This is a messenger RNA of Babesia ovata, 1071 nucleotides long. RefSeq lists its product as uncharacterized. Gene Ontology annotation, molecular function: nucleic acid binding. Gene Ontology annotation, biological process: methylation. The record is from RefSeq and is a predicted model, not a curated record. The transcript has 7 exons. Bases 1 to 1071 code for a protein of 356 amino acids. NCBI's taxonomy places the organism in Eukaryota, Apicomplexa, Aconoidasida, Piroplasmida, Babesiidae. Gene Ontology annotation, cellular component: cytoplasm.
AUGGUCAGGCUGCUCUUCUGGAUGUCCUUGAACCAGGAGUACAACGAACUCAUCGAACCGGAACUGGAAUCUCUAGCCGAACUGCACGGAAUAACACCAGAGCAGCUCCAGCUCAGUCACUACAGGGAUGUAGACGGGGAUUCUAGACAAAAUGUUGAAGAUAAUGAAUUCAACCUGAAGUUCAACGACUACUAUACUGCUCUCGUACGGGGAGAAGAUAUCGAUGACAAAAGGAUCAGGAAAAGCCAGCAGAAUGUUUUCUACUACGCAACUGUUCCAUCAGAGGAACACGCUAUCGCAAUGUUUGAUCGCUCCAUACAACUGAAGGCUAUCAUUGACGUCUGGACAGAAGGUCAAAGCUACUCAAACAUAUUGCAGAAUAUAAGAAGGGAACACCAACACAAUGUCGAACAGACGCUGGUUGGCAAAAGCUGGUGCGUCAAAUAUAACUGCUUCAAUUCGAAGAAUGACACGGACAAGCUGGUGGCAAUACUGGAGGAAAUGACAGAAGUAUUCGAACGCGCCGGGAAAGUCGACAUCAAAAAUCCAGAAACAAAAAUCGCCAUAGUAGAGAAUUAUUUUGAUGACAAAUCGAGAAACCUGAGAACCAUAUAUUUCGGGCGCUAUCUGCGUGACCGCAGCGACAUCGGGUACUGGUGGGACCAUUAUGCGCUAUCAAAGCGACCGAUACUCGCGCCGACAACUCUAGAAAACAUGCUUGCGUUCAUUAUGGCCAAUUUGGCUCUAGUGAAGAAAGGAUCCGUUGUGCUAGAUCCAUUCGCAGGGUCUGCGGGUGCGUUAAUAACGGCGUCGCACUUCGGAGCUGUAUGUUUCGGGAGCGAUAUUGAUAUGCGAAUACUCAAGGGAUGGGGAGUAAUGCACCAUAAUCGCAAUCUGCCCCAAUCAGACCUGCCGAAACACAUAUACACAAAUUUCAAGUUCUACGGUCUUACUACCGCUGAAAUGCUAAGAUUUGACAACCGCUAUACGGUGUGGAGAUCCAUGGGAGCAGGGCAAAAUGGCCAAAAGGAGUGGCUAGACGCCAUCAUCACAGAUCCGCCUUACGGUUAG